AUGCCAUCCCGCCUAUUCCUAUAUCAUCCCGUCCCAUUCCACCGCAUCCCACUUCAUCCCACCCCAUCCCAUCCCAUGCCAUCAGGUGCAAAGUCAUGUGUGGAUGUGCAUGUGGGCACGAUAGGCCCGGGGAAGGUGCGGGGAAACCACCGCCACCACACCAAGAGCGAGUCCUUUCUCAUCUGGGGUGCAGACGCUCGCAUCCGGAUCGAGAAUCCAUCGUUGCCCGCCGGGUAUGCAGAGGUGAUGCUGGAUGCUGCUGACGUGGCAGUCUUCACAGGUCCAGCUGGCAGGGCACACGCGCUGGAGAAUGUGGACAAGCAAGGCCGUACGCUCAUUUUGUCUGCGUGUGCGGAUACAGAGUGGGACCCCGCCCAUCCCGACACGGACUAUCGCAUCUGGAAGGACAUGUGA
Closterium sp. Yama58-4 is the source of this 414-nucleotide messenger RNA. NCBI's taxonomy places the organism in Eukaryota, Viridiplantae, Streptophyta, Zygnematophyceae, Desmidiales, Closteriaceae. The record is from the annotation of a GenBank genome assembly.